ACUGCAGACAUAGUACAGGAGAUGACCAGAGACUGCGGACAUAGUACAGGAAAUGACCAGAGACUGCGAAACAUAGUACAGGAGAUGACCAGAGACUGCGAACAUAGUACAGGAGAUGACCAGAGACUGCACACAUACUACAGGAGAUGACCAGAGACUGCGGACACAGUACAGGAGAUCACCAGAGACUGCAGACAUAGUACAGGAGAUGACCAGAAACUGCAGGACAGUACAGGAGAUGACCAGAGACUGCGGACACAGUACAGGAGAUACCAGAGACUGCAGACACAGUACAGGAGAUGACCAGAAACUGCAGACAUAGUACAGGAGAUGACCAGAGACUGUGGACA
Molecule: messenger RNA, 350 nt
Organism: Staurois parvus
Lineage: Eukaryota; Metazoa; Chordata; Amphibia; Anura; Ranidae
Source: the annotation of a GenBank genome assembly